AUGGGAAUUAACGUACUAAUCGGACACCACCUAUGCGGUGCAGUUACCACUCACACACUGCUCUCAGAGAAGAAUAUAAUAGCAUCAUCUUUGGGCAGAAAAACCCGAUAUGCUAUCGUGACAUUAAUCAUAUCCGCUCUAAUAUGGAGGGAACUUCCGAAUCCACAUCGGUCUCUAUACACAACACUAGGAUUACCAACGACAGCAUCACAAUAUGAUAUAGUCACACUUCAUGCACGCAGCAAGGCAGAAUUUCAGAAAAAAGGAUCACCAGAAAAUUUAGAAGAAGUCAAAAAUGCAUUCCAACUACUCAUGAACCAGGAAAAAAGAAACAGAUAUGAUAGGUUUGGCGACUUGGAACACCCCGUCAUCAAUGAUGCAAACCUACCGAUUGUAGCAACGGCACUAGCUAUCGCAUACCAUCUGCUCUCAUGUAUUAUCUGUUUCGCAUUCUACAGAAACAGACAACUAUCGCUCACGAGACAUGUCAUGAGCAUGUAUAGCGCUAUCGCAUUCGCACUGGAAAUGGAAUGCAGAUUUGUCAAAGGUAGCACGACACUCAAAAAUAUAUACUAUCUCAACAAACUGCUACCAUUCCAACAAGUAGAACUACUUAGGGGAGUCGCACCUGCAUUGGCUCUACUCGUCAACAUGGUAUGCGUUUGCCUUUUUGUGGACUUGGACAAGAUGAUGCAAUUCCUUUGGCACUCAUCCGUUUCGACUAAUAGGGUCAUCUUGGAAAAAAUGAUAGAUGUAGUUGAUGCAACAAGUAAGCACACCGCUGAUGCCAUAGAAAAACAAUUAACAGAUUAUGUGAGGACCUUGACCGAAUCGACUACAGCACAUUUAAAAACAUCGCACGAAAACCAGAGGAACAAGCAAAUCGAAGAGUAUACUGAUGGUACCAGCUCAACAAAUAACAAGUGUCACUCGAAGAACACCGGAGACAUCUUGAACAUUAUUGAGUCUAUGGAUGAAGCCCAGCGACAAAAGGUAGCAAACCUUUUGAAGCUAUCAGCUUCGGAAUACAACGAACGAGACAAGACGUGGAAAAGCUGGAUAGACAUCUUAAAGUCACCAAUUUUAUGCGUAGCACUAUUCAUACUCAUGAAGAGCGCAAAGGUGCCCCUUUUUCACAAUUUAUUCGCAAUGGAAACGGAUAAUUCGGAAGACCAAGUUAUAGGCAACAUGCUGUUCGAAGAAGGCACUCUUAAGAACCAGCGAGGUGAAAUUGUACCUGUAGCACAACUUAUGGGAAAGUCCGUUGGACUGCUUUUCUGUGACGGCAGCAGCCCACUAUGCCUCUCCACGGUACCGUUUCUAAUACAGUUUUAUAACAGCGUCAAUUGCAAAGGGCUGAUGCAAAAAAUCGAAAUUGUAUACAUUAGCUGCGACGAUACACGAGAAGCAUUCGAGAAAAAUAUUCGACGUAUGCCAUGGCUACAUGUCGAUUAUGAAGAUAAGCUACUACCGAUACUGCGACACAGAUACAACGUUAUAGAUGCCGCAACGGAAUAUGGGAGCUUCAACGCGGUAGAAAUACCAUCAAUUAUCGUUGUUAAUAACCGUGGUAAUGAGAUUCAAAGGUUCCCACUAUAUCAUGGACGGGAUCAGAGUGCUCAGACCCUUAGAAGAUGGGAUUGGCGCAAUUGUAUAUAUGCGUAA
Molecule: messenger RNA, 1665 nt
Organism: Babesia sp. Xinjiang
Lineage: Eukaryota; Apicomplexa; Aconoidasida; Piroplasmida; Babesiidae
Gene: nxn
Product: Nucleoredoxin
Exons: 10
Coding region: 1-1665 (554 amino acids)
Source: RefSeq, a predicted model, not a curated record